CAAAGAUUUGCCAACUGACAAAGCUAGAAUCGACAGAUUCGCCAUGCUCGUCCGGAAGGCUGUGCGCAGUUUAGGCAACCCCUUGCGGGGUAUUUUUUAUCCUUCUGUCACCGUGAAUCGGAGCCAGACAGCUCUUGCGCAAGCUAGAUCAGUGUUGGAGAACGAACUGGACACGAUUCGAGCGGGGGGCACGUGGAAAGGAGAACGAAUUAUCACCUCCAAGCAGGGAGCGCAUAUCUACGUGGACGGCAGUCAUGGUGACAUAUUGAACUUCUGUGCCAAUAACUACCUGGGCCUGUCAAGUCACCCGGCGGUGGUGGAGGCGGGGGUGAAGGCUCUGCAGAGCUAUGGAGCAGGGCUGAGCUCUGUGAGGUUUAUCUGUGGAACGCAGGAUAUUCAUAAGAAUCUGGAACGAAAACUGGCAGAAUUCCAUGAGCGGGAAGAUGCCAUUCUCUAUGCCAGCUGUUUCGACGCCAACGCUGGGCUCUUUGAGGUUCUGAUGGGCCCGGAGGACGCGGUUCUGUCGGAUGAGCUGAACCAUGCUUCCAUCAUUGACGGGAUCCGGCUGUGCCGAGCCAAGCGGUUGCGGUACCGCCACCUGGACCUGAAUGACCUGGAGGACAAGCUGAAAGAGGCUCAGUCAUCCCGGCUACGCCUCAUAGUCACGGAUGGGGUUUUCUCCAUGGAUGGUGACGUGGCGCCCUUGAAAGAGAUCUGCGACCUGUCUGACCGCUACGGCGCCAUGGUCUUCAUCGACGAGUGCCACGCCACAGGCUUCCUGGGCCCGCGGGGCAGAGGCACAGAUGAGCUGCUUGGCGUUAUGGACAGAGUUCAGAUCGUCAACUCUACUCUGGGGAAAGCGCUGGGAGGAGCGGCUGGUGGCUACACAGUGGGUCCUAAACCAUUGAUUGACCUGCUGAGGCAGCGUUCUCGCCCAUACCUCUUCUCCAACUCCCUCCCCCCUCCCGUAGUGGGAUGUUCCACCCGAGCUGUGGAACUUCUCCUGGAAUCCAAUGAGAUUGCUCAGUCCAUGACAGCCAAAACCAUGAGGUUCAGAAACGCCAUGACUGCGGCUGGAUUCACCAUCUCCGGCAAACUCCAUCCCAUUUGCCCAGUCAUGCUGGGGGAUGCUCGGCUGGCCUCUCUCAUGGCUGAUGACAUGCUGAAGCUUGGGGUGUAUGUGAUUGGUUUCUCAUUCCCCGUGGUUCCGAAGGGGAAGGCCCGGAUCAGGGUCCAGAUCUCGGCGGCGCACUCGAACGAGGACAUUGACCGCUGCGUGGAUGCAUUCAUUCAAACGGGACGGAAACAUGGUGUUGUGUCCUGAGCAGAGCAGCGCCGCUACAAAAUCAAAGGGCUACAAAAACGAGAAGGAUGCAACCAGCAGGCACAUCAAAUGGACUGUUACAAACUGGAGCUGAAGACUGAAUAUUAGUGCUAAUUAUGAAGGUCAAAUGUGGUCAAGGCUAUGUUCUGUAUUGAAGGAAUAAAGCUUGAUUUUUUGUUUUUUUUAAAGCAUCACUGUUCUGAUGUCAAUCCCUUGUGUUGAAAUGGAACUGAAAGCCCAUUUCCCGAAGGAAAUUUGUCAAGGUCGCAAAAGUGCCUGUAUAUAAUAAGCACGUAAAAUACAAAUACAAAUCCUCAACCUCA
Messenger RNA from Anguilla rostrata (American eel), 1647 nucleotides. It is a transcript of the gene gcat, whose product is annotated as glycine C-acetyltransferase. Gene Ontology annotation, biological process: biosynthetic process; L-threonine catabolic process. The record is from RefSeq and is a predicted model, not a curated record. Lineage: Eukaryota; Metazoa; Chordata; Actinopteri; Anguilliformes; Anguillidae. The transcript is spliced from 9 exons. Bases 44 to 1324 code for a protein of 426 amino acids. Gene Ontology annotation, cellular component: mitochondrion. Gene Ontology annotation, molecular function: pyridoxal phosphate binding; glycine C-acetyltransferase activity.